Molecule: messenger RNA, 740 nt
Organism: Ceraceosorus guamensis
Lineage: Eukaryota; Fungi; Basidiomycota; Exobasidiomycetes; Ceraceosorales; Ceraceosoraceae
Exons: 3
Coding region: 324-740 (138 amino acids)
Source: RefSeq, a predicted model, not a curated record
CUGUUGCGUCCUCGCACUCGUAAUUGCGCUUGACUUGGACGGCGCCGUACCAGCGAGAUCGCGGGGCUUGAUAUGGCAGCAUGGAAGCCAAUUGAUGUCAGAAGGCCUCCUCGCUUGAGAUCGCCCCUCUCACCUGGCAGAGCUGAUCUGGGCAAAGUCCAGCAAUCCGCAGGGCUCGCCAGACACAACUGUGACUGGAAGAAGGCUCGAAAGAUCUUCUGAUAAGCUCAAAAGUCAGACAGCCUGUAUCCAUUUCUCAUCCCCACAUACCCCUCAACGCCACUCAACUCGACGUCGCCACCAAGCUAUCGUCAGUUCCCACCAUGUCUUCAUUAGCACAAGGCGAGAAGAUUAGCGGUCUUGGAACCGCGGGCGGAGGGUCCGAAGGCACCCGCUCUGACAACCCGUCCCAAGCUGGCCGAGGGGUUGGCGCUGCAGCGUCCAGAAGACCCGAGCAGGAGACAACAGCAGCUGAGCUAGGCAAAACACUUCCUAGCGAAUUCAGUCUCGCUAACACCAAAGCCGACGCAAAGGGUCACGAGCAUACUAUGCCCAACCCUGAAGCCAACGACCCGGAGCUCAACACUGCUGGCAGAGGCGGCGAUGAGGUUCAAAUUCCGGUACAUUCUCACGAUAUCGACUUGCCUGCCCAUGCUCCUCAUGCCCACCCCAUGGCCAACGAGACUAGAGCAAAUGUGCAAUCGGGCAUCUCUGGAAGCUCCAAAUUUGGGGACAAGUAG